GUGCCGGGCUCACCUGGGCUCUCAGAGUUGCAGAGCGCAGCGGAUCGGAGCGGAGUGUGUGCGAGUUACCGCGGGCUGAGAUCCGGGCCAGGCUCCGUCACCCGCACCCAUGGCGGGUCCCAAGCUUCUCCUGCCGGCACUGUGUCUGUGCGGAGUGCUGUGCGUGUUACAGGUGGUGCCCUCUGCAAGCGAGGAUCCCGCAGCAUGCCGCCCAGGCUUCUCUUCCAGCCACUAUGUCUUUGCUGUAGACCGCAAGGAGAUAAAGAAGGACAGGAAGCUGGGGAAAGUACAUUUUGUUGAGUGCGCUCCGCGGAAACACGUGAAGUAUGAUGUCAGCGAUCCCCGCUUCUUGGUGCUGACCGAUGGCAGUUUGACAGCAAAACGACACGUGAAUCUACACGGCCCAGACAUCCGGUUUUCCGUCACUACGUGGGAUGCACACGGGAACAAGUUCUCCACCGCAGUCGCGGUAAAGAGAUUAAAGCGAUCUAAAGAGAAAGGACAGCGUAAAGGCAAGUUACCCCUGCUGGCCUUCCCAGACACACCGACUGGCCUGAAGAGGAAGAAAAGGGAGUGGGUGAUCCCACCCAUCACUCUGCCGGAGAACCAGAGGGGGGAAUUCCCUAAAAAGCUAGUACAGAUCAAAUCCAAUAAAGGACCAGGGAUUUUCUACAGCAUUACGGGGCCAGGCGCAGACACUCCGCCUGUGGGAAUCUUCCGCAUCGAGAAGGGGACUGGCCAGAUGCUGGUGACCAAGCCUUUGGACCGUGAGGAAUGUGCAGUGUAUACGCUCCAGUCUCACGCGGUGUCUUCGAACGGCGCGUCUGUGGAAGAGCCAAUGGAAAUCAUAAUUCAGGUUCUCGAUCAGAAUGAUAACAAACCCGUCUUCACGGAGGAAGUGUUCCGAGGGUACGUCAGGGAAGGUGUUCCGCCAGGUACGUCUGUGAUGACCGUAUCUGCUACAGACGCUGAUGACCCCACCACCGACAAUGCCAUUCUGGGGUAUGCCAUUCUCAAGCAGGAGCCGGAGGACCCCAUUCCAGGACUUUUCACCAUCAAUAGUGUGACUGGUGUGAUCAGCGUAAUUGGCACGGGGCUGGACAGAGAGAGAAUUCCGCAGUACAAACUGACGCUGCAGGUGGCAGACAUGGAGGGCACAGGACUGUCCUCAACCGGCAUAGCCAUUAUCCAGAUCACCGACUCCAACGAUAACGCCCCAGUGUUUGAUCCUGUGACGUACACUGCGCUGGUGCCAGAAAACGAGAAGGGAUUUGAAGUUCAGCGACUGACCGUUACGGACAGCGACGAGCAGAAUUCUCCCGCCUGGCGAGCGGUCUAUAAAAUAAUAAAGGGCAAUGAAGGAGUCGUUUUCUCUAUCCGCACAGACCCCGAUACAAAUGACGGUAUCCUCACUACAGAGAAGGGUUUGGACUUUGAAACUAGAAAGCAGUUUGUGCUGCUGAUCACUGUGGAGAAUGAAGAACCUUUUGCGGUCAACCUGCCGACCUCCACCGCCACGGUUACUGUCAAUGUGGAGGAUGUGAAUGAGGCGCCGUUCUUCAAGCCGAUCAUCAGUGUGGCGGAGGUGCCGGAGAACCUUCAUCGUGGGGAGAAGAUCAUAGCGCUUGUUGCUCAGGAUCCUGACAAGCAGCAGAACCAGAAGCUCAGGUAUAAAAUUGGUAAUGACCCCGCUAGAUGGGUUUCUGUGAAUGAGGACACUGGAAUUGUCACCGGAAACGGCAACCUGGACAGAGAGUCUGAAUUUGUCAAGAACAACAAUUACACAGUCAUUGUGAUGGUGACCGAUGAUGGGAUUCCAUUUGCCACCGGUACUGGAACACUCAUCCUGCAACUGAGUGAUGUGAAUGACAAUGGUCCCGUCCCUAGUCCUCGUUCCUUCACCAUGUGCAACCAAAAUCCAGAACCCCAAGAGUUCUCAAUCAGUGAUGCCGACCUUCCUCCAAACACCUACCCUUACAGAGUGGAGCUCUCGCAUGGAUCAGACAUGGCCUGGGAGGCGGAGGUGAAAGGAACAGAUGCGAUGAUCCUCCGACCCAAGGAAGAGCUGAAGAUCGGAGACUACUAUGUGUAUAUCCGCCUGUACGAUGCUGGGGAUCUGGCACAGGUCACCGUGGUGAAUGCGACCGUGUGCGGCUGUGAGGGCAGCUCCAUCAGCUGUAACGAGCGGCAAUUGACAGGCUUCGAACUGCCAACUAUACUGAUCAUUUUGGGAUCCGUUUUGGCUCUGCUAAUUCUCAUCCUACUGCUAUUAAUAUUCUUGAAGCGGAAGAGGGUAGUGAAGGAACCCUUGCUGCUACCAGAGGAUGACACCAGGGACAACAUAUUCUAUUACGGUGAAGAGGGUGGCGGAGAAGAAGACCAGGACUAUGACCUGAGCCAGCUGCACCGUGGCCUAGACGCCCGGCCUGACGUCAUGAGGAAUGACGUGGUACCCACGCUAAUGCCUGCACCCCAGUACAGACAACGGCCCUCAAACCCGGAUGAGAUUGGUAACUUCAUUGAAGAGAAUCUGCACGCCGCGGACAACGACCCGACUGCUCCACCCUACGACUCUCUCCUCGUCUUUGAUUACGAGGGUAGUGGGUCGGAGGCAGCAUCCCUCAGCUCCCUGAACUCCUCCAGCUCUGAUGGCGACCAGGAUUAUAACUGUCUGAAUGACUGGGGACCCCGUUUCCGGAAGCUGGCAGACAUGUAUGGGGGUGAUGAAGACUAGUUUGCCGGAGGGGGCAGCUGCCAACUUUGUCCAAAACUAGAACUUCUGCCGCAUCGCCUUAAAUAAUGGUCCUUUUUUUUUUUUUUUUUUUUUUUUUCCGUUUUUUUCCGGACUGGAGAAUCUGCCUUAUGUUACGUGGCAUGUGAUGUGCUUCUCCCAGUUCAUGUUACGCAGGCCGUGUCCUCUUCACUGGCAUCAUGCAACCAGACUAGCACAAUGGUGUUGCCAAGCCAAAGACGUGAAGAGAAUAACUUGAAUUGUUGGCGUAAAGUGCCCGCUGUGACUAGGAAAGGCUUCCAGGAAGGGUUGGGGCUGAGCUUACCUUAGCUCCAUCCUGAGGGAGCUCUGCUAGUUAGUCUUUGUUUCAGGGGUGGCUUCUGUUUGUUUUAGGAACUGAUCUACCACGCUAAUCCGAAUGUAGACUUAACGUUGCACCAAUAAGCCUUUAGCCCUUUCUGCUGUGUAAUCCAAGUUUUAAGGAUUGAUUCGCUCACAUGGAACAUCCAAUUGCUCUUGGAGGGAUCGUAGAGCGUGCUACCCAUCUACCAAAGGAAUGAGAUUUGGACUGCAAACACAUUACUCCCCAAGCUUUCUGCAGGUCCUAUAUAAUUUGGGAUGUUCCCGCAAAAUGUAAAAAAAAAAAAAAUUUGAUUUCUGUUUAUAUUGAAGGGUGGGAUGAUUUAGGGGUGUGCUGAGUUACAAUGUUUGCAUCAGACACAAUAUAUACACCCCAAGGUGUAAAGAUUCCCAAAGCUGAUGUGCCUGGGGGUCAGUUUUUGUUUCUGCGUCUCUGCCCUCUGAGAGUCCAUCACAUCUCCUGAUUCACAGUUUGGGCCUCAAAAUUGCAUUUUAGUUUUUUUUUUUAUAUUUUGUGGUUUUCGCUUUCCCUCUGGUUUUUUUUAUUUACUAUUUAUAGGAAUAAAUUGUUUUUGUAUCAAACUUCAAAAAAAAAAUUCAUGUAAACCACUCAAAUACAUUUUAUUAAAGGCUUGUGUGUGGUUUUUAUAUUU
This is a messenger RNA of Pseudophryne corroboree (corroboree frog), 3744 nucleotides long. Its product is annotated as EP-cadherin-like. The record is from RefSeq and is a predicted model, not a curated record. Gene Ontology annotation, biological process: homophilic cell-cell adhesion; calcium-dependent cell-cell adhesion; cell-cell adhesion mediated by cadherin. Gene Ontology annotation, cellular component: catenin complex; plasma membrane; adherens junction. NCBI's taxonomy places the organism in Eukaryota, Metazoa, Chordata, Amphibia, Anura, Myobatrachidae. Gene Ontology annotation, molecular function: cadherin binding; calcium ion binding. The transcript is spliced from 16 exons. The coding region runs from base 110 to 2734 and encodes 874 amino acids.